Molecule: messenger RNA, 1002 nt
Organism: Plasmodium vinckei vinckei
Lineage: Eukaryota; Apicomplexa; Aconoidasida; Haemosporida; Plasmodiidae
Product: conserved Plasmodium protein, unknown function
Exons: 1
Coding region: 1-1002 (333 amino acids)
Source: RefSeq, a predicted model, not a curated record
AUGGGGAUAGAUAGCUAUUUUAUGAAAUACAUAAAGAUUACUUACAUAUGUAGAAGGCGAAAUGAAAUGAAAAAAACUAUUGAAAAUUUAAAAAAUAAUAUAUAUACAUAUAAUAAUUAUUGUUGUCACAAUAUAGUAUACCAUGCAAAUGAAGAAGAUGAAAUAAAUAAUACAAGCAACUGUUACAAUGUAAAGGUUGAUAAAAAUGUUGAAGAAAUUAUAAAUUUAGUUAGCCCUUUAAAUUUGUAUAGCUGUAAAAAUGCUAAGAUUAAUUUGGCUGAUAAAAAAAAAAAAAAUGAAAUAAAUAUAGAGCAAGAGCUUGGUGAAAAUAUGAACAGUAGUGAUAUAAAAAAUGAUAAUGAAAAUGAAUGUAGUAAUAAAAAAAAAUAUAUAUUAAAAUAUAAAAUAAAUGAAUUAAUUGGUAUAAGAGGGAAAAGAGAACAAUAUAGAUAUACUUAUUUAAAAUCCCCAUUUAAAUAUAAAUAUGCAUUAAGACAUUAUGUUUUUGAAAAAUAUAAAUAUAAUUUUUAUUUUUAUAAUAUUACACACUUUAAUAUAAAUAUUAUUUUUAAUAUUAUUUUAUCGUCUAUGACAAAUGAAACAUCAGUCAAGUGUAAUAUAAAUUGGUUUUAUCCUGGUGAAUAUUUAUUACAAUCUGAAUUUUUGAGAAAGUGUUUUCAAAAUGUGAUUGAAGGUAUUGAUGAACAGGUUGAAAAUUGUGAUAUUAAAGAGAAGACACUAGGUCGAAAAAUAGAAAAACAAUUAAAAGAAAUAUAUAAUAAUAAAAAUGACAAAAUAAAUAAUAUACCAUAUUAUUCACGUAUAAAUUUAAACUUAAAAAAAUAUAACAUCCAAGAUUUAUUACCUAUAUUUUUUCAAAAUAAAUCAUUUAAUGAAAAUUAUAAAAAGUUAAUUUUGUUGGAAGAAAAAAGUUUAAAACAAACAAAAAAUAAAAUUAGAAAAAAAAAUGCUCAUUGGUUUUUGAAUCAAAAUCCAAAUUGA